CUCUCUCUCUCAAAAGCUCUUGCUCUUCUUCUGAUCCCCACCAAGAAGAUAUGGGGAGCAACGGAGGAGGCCGCCGCGGCCUCCUCCUCCUCCUCCUCUAUCUCUUCCCGUUGAUCUUGUGCCUCCUGCUGUCGCGUCUGUCGGAGGCCGGCGCGUCGGGCGGAGGAGGCGGGGGGACGACGCCCCCCGUCGUCGUCGGGUACGGAUACACGGUCCGGUCAGCCGCCAUCAACCCGUCGGGAACGGUGUUGACCGCCAAGCUCCGCCUCAUCGGCCGGACCUCCGUGUACGGGCCGGACGUCGAGAACCUCCGCCUCGUCGCCAGCUUCGAAGCCGGCGGUCGCCUUCGAAUCCGGAUCACAGACGCCAACCACCGCCGAUGGGAAGUCCCCGACGACCUCAUCCCCCGCCGAUCUCCCUUCGUUCCCCACAGGUCUCUCGCCGGACAAGCCCUAAGCCUGCCGCCGCCGCCGCCGUGCCGCUCCCGAUGCCGCAUCUCCGCCUCCGACCUCGUCUUCGUCCUCCGCAACACCACCCCCUUCUCCUUCGCCGUCUCCCGCCGAUCCCCCGGCGACGUCCUCUUCGACACCUCCGCCUCCGACCCCUCCGCCUUCCUCGUCUUCAAGGACCAGUACCUCCAGCUCUCCUCCUCCCUCCCUCCCCGCCGCUCCUCCCUCUACGGCAUCGGUGAGCACACGAAGCCGUCGCUCCGUCUCCAGCCCAACCAAACCCUAACUCUUUGGAACGCCGACAUCGAAUGCUUGAACCUCGAUGUCAACCUGUACGGGUCGCACCCGUUUUACAUGGACGUCAGGUCGUCCGGGGGCGGCGGCGGCGGCGGAGCUGGGGCGGGCACGAGCCACGGCGUUCUGUUGCUGAACAGCAAUGGCAUGGAUGUGGUGUACACUGGCGAUAGGAUCACUUACAAGGUGAUCGGUGGGGUGUUGGAUUUGUAUUUCUUCCCUGGGCCGUCACCGGAGGCGGUCAUGGAGCAGUACACCGAGCUCAUUGGCCGGCCGACCCCAAUGCCGUACUGGUCCUUCGGAUUUCAUCAAUGCCGGUACGGUUACAAGAAUGUCGCAGACCUAGAGGGCGUGGUAGUUGGUUAUGCAAAGGCUCAUAUUCCACUGGAAGUUAUGUGGACUGACAUUGAUUACAUGGAUGCAUACAAGGACUUCACUCUUGACCCUAUCAAUUUUCCGGUGGAAAAGAUGAAAGAAUUCGUCAGCAGCCUUCACAAGAAUGGUCAGAAAUAUGUUCUGAUACUUGAUCCAGGCAUUAGCGUGAAUGAGACUUAUGGGACCUACAUCAGGGGAAUGCAAGCCGACAUCUUCAUCAAACGUGAGGGAGUCCCAUAUUUAGGUGUUGCUUGGCCGGGGCCAGUGUAUUUCCCUGACUUCUUUCACCCGUCGAGCGAGAGUUAUUGGGGUGAUGAGAUAAAGAGGUUUCACGAUGUUCUUCCUUUUGAUGGCCUAUGGAUCGACAUGAACGAGCUGUCCAACUUCAUAACUUCUCCACCUCUUCCUUCCACUCUCGACAAUCCUCCCUACAAAAUCAACAACGCAGGAGUUCAUCAGACAAUUAACUUCAAUACUACUCCUGCGACGUCAUAUCAUUUUGGUAAUAUUUCAGAUUAUAAUGCUCAUAAUCUAUAUGGACUCCUGGAAGCCAGAGCAACAAACAAGGCCUUAGUCAAUGUUACUGGUAAAAGGCCAUUCAUUCUCGCGAGAUCAACUUUUGUGAGCUCUGGUAAGCACACUGCACACUGGACUGGAGACAAUGCUGCCACAUGGAAUGACUUGGCAUACUCAAUUCCUGCAACUUUAAAUUCUGGGCUCUUUGGAAUUCCAAUGGUAGGAGCUGAUAUAUGCGGUUUCGCUCAUGACACAACCGAAGAGCUCUGCAACCGAUGGAUUCAGCUAGGGGCCUUUUAUCCCUUUGCAAGAGACCACUCUGAAAUCUAUACUAUUCGUCAAGAGCUCUAUCUCUGGGAAUCGGUCGCCACAUCUGCCAGGAAGGUGCUCGGGCUUCGUUAUCGCCUGCUCCCAUACUUGUAUACCUUGAUGUAUGAGGCAAAUAGAAAGGGGAUGCCCAUUGCCCGGCCCCUAUUUUUCUCAUUCCCGGAGGAUAAGAUAACUUACGAUAUCCAUUCCCAAUUCUUAAUUGGUAAGGGUGUGAUGGUGACUCCUGUACUAAAAUCAGGUGCCCAAACCGUGGAUGCUUAUUUUCCGAGUGGAAGCUGGUUCGAUCUCUUCAAUUACUCAAAUUCAGUGAGUACAGCUUCAGGAAUGAAUGUGAUGCUCGAUGCGCCACCUGAUCAUCCUCAUUUGCAUGUAAGGGGAGGUAAUAUAUUGGCCAUGCAAGGAGAGGCCAUGACUACGGAAGCAGCUCGGAAAACGCCAUUCGAGCUCUUAGUUGUGGUUGAUGGGAAUGGGAAUAGCUCAGGGCAAGUGUUCUUGGAUGACGGAGAAGAUGUCGAAAUGGGAGGGGAAGGAAAUAAGUGGACUUUGGUGAAGUUUUAUUGCGAGAAAACAAGGAAUGAUGUCACUGUCAGAUCAGAAGUUGUUAAUGGGGAAUUUGCUCUGAUGGAGAAGUGGGUAAUUGAUAAGGUGACAAUUCUAGGAUUGAGAAAAGAAACUAGGAUGGCCAGACUGAGAGGACAUGAGUUAUACAAUGAUGUAGAAGCAAAGUCCGGACAGAGAACAGUGAAAACAGUGGGAAAAUCAAGUGAAGGUGAAGAAUUUGUGAUUGCUGAAGUCUCGGGAUUGUCACUUCUGUUGGGAAAGGAAUUCAAGUUGAAAGUGAAAUUGAGCCAAUCUUAAGACAAAACAUUAUCAGGAGGGUGUAAUAAAGAACCAAAGCAUGUCUCCAAUAAGUUUUUGUGUGUUUCCAAAAGGGAAAAGCACAUCAGUAUCAAGCCACUUCCUUUCCAUCAGUGGCUCUUUCUUUUCCCCAUUCUAAUGGGAUUGUGCAGCUUCUGAGCUGGUUAAGAUUCCUAGAUAAAAUUUCUUAUGUUUUCUUGAGAGUGAAAAUGAUACAAACGGUCCUUAAAUUUUUUGCCCAA
Syzygium oleosum is the source of this 3064-nucleotide messenger RNA. RefSeq names its product alpha-glucosidase-like. Gene Ontology annotation, molecular function: hydrolase activity, hydrolyzing O-glycosyl compounds; carbohydrate binding. Lineage: Eukaryota; Viridiplantae; Streptophyta; Magnoliopsida; Myrtales; Myrtaceae. Bases 51 to 2822 code for a protein of 923 amino acids. Gene Ontology annotation, biological process: carbohydrate metabolic process. The transcript has 5 exons. The record is from RefSeq and is a predicted model, not a curated record.